AAUAUAUACAUUCUAUAUUAAUAUACCGUAUAUUUUAUGGGAAGCAUGCCUGAUAACUAGCCAUCAUAUCUCAGCCUGUUCUCAGCUUUACACUUUCUUUUCCCACAAGCAGCUAGCUCCGGUCCUGAUCAGCGGCAAUGGAUCAUUACCCUGAAAACCCUAAUCGUAACCCUAAUUACACACACCUACCCGAGAGUGCUCUUGAUCCUUUGUCUUGGGAUUUCGAAUUGUCGGAGUAUCUGAAUAUGCUUGAUGGUGGCGCUGACCAAGAUUCGACGUCCCAGCUGCAAAGAAUAGCAUCAUCCGAAAAGAUCAUGGAUUCCUCAUCUGCCGGAUCCAUUGGUGUAAUAUCGAGAAAUAAUGACAUAAGAUGCAAAAAUAUUGGUGUGAAGAAAAGUAAGAUGGAUGCUGGUCAUAGGGUUGCAUUUAGAACCCAAUCGGAGCUGGAGGUGAUGGAUGAUGGGUUUAAGUGGAGGAAGUACGGAAAGAAAUCUGUCAAGAACAGCCCAAACCCAAGGAACUACUACAAAUGUUCAAGCGGAGGAUGCGACGUGAAGAAGAGAGUGGAGAGGGACAGAGAAGACGCAAGCUACGUGUUAACAACGUACGAGGGAGUGCACAACCAUGAAAGCCCUUGUGUUGUCUAUUAUAACCAGACACCUCUUAUGGUUCCGACUGGUUGGACUUUACAAGCUAAUUCCUCCCGCUCUUCUUCUUCUUCCUGAAUCCCCCAACCGUCCUGACUCCUUUCCUGGCCUUAAAAUUUAUAUAUAAUAGUGUUAUAUAUAGUCAAAAUAAUAAUAUAUAUGUUCCAUAGGGAUAACCAGAAUGAUCGAGAACAGUGACACUUUUUUCCUGUGUACCAGAUGAUCAUGUGGCAAACAAUUAUUAAAGUAGCUAGGAAUGGAACUGCUGUUUUGUCGGCAUUCGCUUAUCCACAUAUGGGCCUCUAUCUUUUAUGAAUGGGCCCCAGCUUCGGGCUUUCCCAGUACACAAACUAAAUAUGUAUUAAUGCUACUCUUAGCAGGUUUAUUAAUGCUUGGGUUUCUUUUGAAGUUUGUUAUUUUAGCCAACAAUGCUACAAAGCAUAUUAUAUUAUGGACAUCGUGCCAUGUUUCCAAGCGGUGACCUUUGAACCAGCUACUGUAUUCACGCGAUUUUUUUAUAGCGUUCACAACACCCACCCAUGGUGAGAACAAUUCUCUAUCAAGUUCGUUCUCUCCAUCACGAGCCACAUUCCAUUUCGAGCACCUACACCUCACCGACACAAACCAUUUUGCGUACCGUUUGAUUUUUUGUCCAUAAUUGCUGGGAAAA
Molecule: messenger RNA, 1317 nt
Organism: Juglans microcarpa x Juglans regia
Lineage: Eukaryota; Viridiplantae; Streptophyta; Magnoliopsida; Fagales; Juglandaceae
Product: probable WRKY transcription factor 51
Exons: 3
Coding region: 138-725 (195 amino acids)
Biological process (GO): regulation of DNA-templated transcription
Molecular function (GO): DNA-binding transcription factor activity; sequence-specific DNA binding
Source: RefSeq, a predicted model, not a curated record